This is a messenger RNA of Micropterus salmoides (largemouth bass), 3464 nucleotides long. It is a transcript of the gene mavs, whose product is annotated as mitochondrial antiviral signaling protein. The coding region runs from base 96 to 1856 and encodes 586 amino acids. The transcript is spliced from 5 exons. NCBI's taxonomy places the organism in Eukaryota, Metazoa, Chordata, Actinopteri, Centrarchiformes, Centrarchidae. The record is from RefSeq and is a predicted model, not a curated record.
CACAGAUGUGUGCGAGAGGAAGACAGCGCAGGUUUUAUAGCGAGAGCAGCGUUAGAGAGGGAGUCACCAACUGCUGAGGCACCAAAACACGAAAGAUGUCGUUUGCCAGGGACCAACUGUACAAAGGAUACUUGCGGCGCAAAAUGCCGAUCAUUUCGUCCACGGUUAAAGUGAGACAAAUAGUGGCCUAUCUGCCUUGCCUGACUGAUCACGACAGGGAAAACAUAGAGGCAAAAAGAGAGGUUUGCGGGAACUUUGACAGCAUGGUGCUUCUUCUGGACUGUCUGAAGAGGAGAGAAAACUGGCCAGAGCAAUUCAUCGAAGCAUUGGAGGCGUGCGAUCAUCCAACUUUAGCAGCUGAGAUUAGAGCAGAAUACAAUGCUUUGAGAGGCAUCAACAAUUCAACCCCCAGCUCCCCUCCAAUGACUGUCGUCAGGGCACACGUCCAUCCAGCGCCAUCUGCCAGUCAUCUGUCCCUCCCAGGGGGUGUUGGAAACAGUCAGGCUGCUGUUGCUCCACCAGCUGAAGCAUCAGCUCCUCCACAGCCAGCUGCCCAGGCCCCACCCCCUAUGGAAUUGCCUGUGACACCACCAGCCCAAGUUCCUGUGGCUGUAUCCUUACCUGAGCCUGUCCCUGAGCCUCCACAGUCAGCUCAGGUUGAAGUGGCCCCUCCUCCACCCACACCUCCACCUUCCCCUGAAAGCCCACACACUCGGGCAACUACAACCCCACCGCCUCACAAGACGAUUACCUUUCACCAGGAGCCAGUGGAAAACUCAGAAUCUGACAUCCUGGAUAUCUCUGGUGGUAAUGCUGUGAUCCCGAAUCAGGUGAGUGCAGGAAACAACAAAGCAUUGAUCAAGUCUGUGGCCACUCCUCAACCGCCCCAUCCUGUUGAACAGUAUCAAACAGACACUCCAUCCCGCCCUGACCCAGCAACCACCACAGAGGUCAGGCCAUCGCAGAGUCCCUCUCCAACUCAGAUAAACUCAGAUGUGACCGAUGGAUCCUCUUUCCCCAUGAUGACCCCAGAGAAGCCUCCAGUCCAGGACACCACCCCUCCUGUGGACAAAAAAUCUGCUGUUGUCCUGCAGCCUGAAGAGACUUCUGAACCUCCUGUUACACAGGUUGUUGAAAGCAGCCCACAGACAGAAACUGCAGCUACAACAUCUCCCCUACUUGGUGCUGCUGGGAUAGACCCCUCUCUCUCUGAUGAAAACACUCUGUGUCUUAGCAAACCUGAACAACUCCUCAGCUACUAUCCACAAAAUCAUAACCCUGCUAUCCCUGCACCCAGCUCACCGGUGGAGCCCUACUCGGGUAAUAGUGAGCGUCUGGAAUUUAGCAAUGCUCCCUCUACCGUCGUUCCUGCAUGCUCUGCUGUCAGCUCCACCAUCGUAAAUACAGUCUCUGCACUGCCAUGCCAGGAAAAUGGCAUUGCUCUUAGCCAUAACGAACCGGAGGAAAACCACUAUGACUCUCCUUGUCAGAGUUUGGAAAUGCAGGAGGUGCUGGAGAACGUGGUGCAUAUAUCCGAGGAGCCAUCUAUCCUUAACCUAGACGGCCAGAGCUCAGGCCAACAAGCUCAAAUCAUCAACGGGGAAGCAGCCAUAGAGAUCACCUCUGCACCACUGCUAUCCAGCAGCGCUGCUGAAACUAUAUCAAGUGUAAACACCUCCUCCAGUGAGAGCCACCACCCCUCUGAGCAUACACCUGCUGUUAUUUCACCAGAGUUGAAGACACUGCAGGAGGAGACGACCACCUCUCACACCCUGCCAGCUAAUACAAAGUAUAUUCUGACCGCUGCAGGAGUAGGCGCCUUUGCACUUCUGAUGGCAUGGAAGUUUAAGAAUUGAGGGGAUUUAAUAUCUUUUUAAAGGAAGAGGGGAUUAGGCUUUAAGGCUUUGGAGAGAGGAUCUGAAGGGUAUAGGGCCUUAUUGUAGUCACUGGCCUGGGAUGGUGUAAUAACAGAAGACUUGCCAGACCUAUGUUCAUGUCAUUAAUUACAAGUCUGUUUUUAAGUUGGACAAUAUUUUACUGGUGAGCAAAAAACAAAUCUACCCUUCUUUUUCUAGUUAGGAAAGUGAGUUGAGAUCUCAGGUUAUUUAAGCACUUGCUGCAAAUAUGCAGUUUGUAAAGGCUCCAAUGCUGUGUAUUAAUGAUGGCUGUCUGGCUGUCAUCCAGUGAUGAUUAGUGUACCAAAGACUUGACUUUUAGUGGAUGUGUCCUAGGGCUGAACAAAUAAUCAAAAUAUUAUCAAAUAUGGCCCAGGUGCAUUAUUCAAAUUGCAGGAAAUGCAAUUUUUUUUAAAGGUCAAAUGUGUCACAAGUUAACAACAUACCAUUAUAAAAGUUGUUGUGUCUCGGUAAAUAGUAUUGUUAAGAAUACAGUCUGGACCUACUCUAUAUAUUUAUUAUUAUAUGGAGCUAAAUAAAAGUGAAUUGAAUUCUCCAGACAUAAGGGAACAUACUUGUUUGGUACAUACCACAGCAAAAAUCUCAUCAUCAUAAUCCUGUUUAUAUUUUUUUCACUGAAAAGGAAUUUCAAAAAUUACCACUUCCACUAAAAUCAUGACUCAUAUUACAAUCACAGUAUCUGUCAGAAAUAAUAUCAAUGUGAUUGUUUUGCUAGUCGUUCAGCCCUAAUCUGGGCUGUGAAAGAAAGUACAGCAUCACACUUUUCUUUUAAUGUUGAUAGUGGGAAAUGGUGCUGUAAAAGAUUUCUAGUGCACUGUAUUUAUUUGUACAUAUAUGUAUAUACAAUAUAUAGACCUCUAAUAUGUAUUUUAAGGAAGGCUAAUGUGUCAAAAACACUCCCAGGCACCCAUAAUGGUUAUACAGCACUCACGGAAUCCGUAAGCUUUGCAAAUGUAUCUGGUUCAUAUUCUAGACAAGUUUCUAUCUAACUUUUUCACCAUGGGUGAUAAGGGUUUUUUUUCAUGGCGCCGUCCUGUUUCUUUGUGAGCCAGAAUGACAAGUGGCAACCUUAAGCUACUUUAUCAUGACCGGCAUGCUUAUUGCUGAUGUCUUCCGUUUUGAUGUUUCUAAAUGUAUGAUAAAAUGUAGCUGGUGUAAACAAAUAGUUUUUAUGCAAUGAGAUGAUGUUAAAAUGUACAAUAAAAAUUUAGAAAUUUGCUAAUCGUGCUGCACUUGGCAGGUCCUUAAGGCACCCACUUUAACUUAUUUUUCCCUAGGUUUUCUUCUCCUGAAAUAGAAGUUUGACAGUAUCAUGCAAAUAGCAUUGUCAAUACAAGAAAUGUCUGUGUAAAGUUUUUAUGCAAUGUCUUCAGCUAUGUACUUGGAGAAUUCACAAGUUUGUCGGCUAUAAAAUUGUGAUGUUUAUUCCAACUUUAUUGGACACACAGAACAAAUGUGACAGAACAGCCUUAAUAGGAAUCCAUUGCAUUAUUAUUAUUAUGUAAAGACUUAAUUGAAAAAAGUAAGUAAAAUAAAAAAUUAACAAUG